AAGCUGUUUCCUGGCACUUUUGUUCCAUGAUACUCUUCAGCCUCGUGAGCUUCUUCUCAUGACGAGGCUCGGCUGAUCUUCGGUUUGUUUGGUUCAAUGACGACGAAUAUGUAGACAUUCUUUUUCCUUAUGAUCACCUUUACUCUCCUUCCAGCUGGAUAUUCUUGCAUCGUCAUUCGGACGACCGGUAUCGAAUUGAGCUUACGGGACGACCUAUUCUACGUUUGACUGAUAUCUCAAUGCGACUCUAACCGUUCAUAUAUCCAUCUCCAUCACAGUCAAUUCAGUAUGACCACAGACACGGAAACAUCUCCCUCAACCGAGCACAACUCCAGCACCACCAACGACGCCGACAUGAAAGUCACCAUCAACCCGCAAAGGGCAACAACCCUGAUCUCUAACCUCGAGCACAUUCAGCAAUGCAUCUCCUCCGCUCUGUCUUCUCAGCCCGCCCGCUCCUCCACUCCACGACUCGUCGCCGUCUCCAAACUAAAACCUGCCUCUGACAUUUUGGCAUUACACAACCCUCCGACCUCUCAGCAGCACUUCGGCGAGAACUACGUACAAGAACUCCUCGAGAAAUCCAAGUUAUUACCCUCCAGCAUAAGAUGGCACUUCAUAGGUGGGCUGCAGUCGAACAAAGCCUCCCAUCUAGCCCGGGACGUCGACAGUCUGUGGGCAGUCGAGAGCAUCGACUCCGAGAAGAAAGCUACACUGUUAAAUAAAGGACGCAGCGAACGCAACACACGUCUGAACGACUCGACGCCUUUAAAUGUGUUUAUCCAAGUUAACACAUCCGGCGAAGACUCGAAAUCCGGGGUUGCGCCAGAUUCGUCUGAAUUAGUGUCGUUGGCCAAACAUAUACGCGAGACAUGCGAGAAUCUGCACCUUCAGGGAUUAAUGACCAUCGGCGCUAUUGCGCGGUCGAAAGCCACGACUCCGGAAACCGAGAAUGAAGAUUUCAUCUGUCUAAGAGAAACGAGAGAUAAACUUGCGAAGGAGUUGGAGAUAGAUAAGGACAAGCUGGAACUAAGUAUGGGCAUGAGUGAGGACUUUGAGGGCGCGAUACGCCAGGGCUCGAGUGAGGUCAGGGUGGGGAGUACGAUAUUCGGCGAGAGACCGGCCAAGAAGGAUGCGAGGGUUCUUGAAGACACGGAGGCUGAGAAGAAGUGAGAUACAUCAGGAGUUGAGGUCCCAUAAGGGGUUACCGUCAGGGACAACAUACAGGAGUUCUGAGACCGACUCGCCACCCAGACUACCGGCAGCGCAG
Molecule: messenger RNA, 1270 nt
Organism: Exophiala viscosa
Lineage: Eukaryota; Fungi; Ascomycota; Eurotiomycetes; Chaetothyriales; Herpotrichiellaceae
Product: YggS family pyridoxal phosphate enzyme
Exons: 1
Coding region: 289-1173 (294 amino acids)
Cellular component (GO): intracellular anatomical structure
Molecular function (GO): pyridoxal phosphate binding
Source: RefSeq, a predicted model, not a curated record